GCGAGAUGCCUUUCGGAGGAUUCGCAGGUCUGAAGGAGCGGGUGCUGAAGCCAGGGAAGGAGGAGGUGAAGAACACUGUUGGAGACUCGCUGGGGAACCUGCAGAAGAAGAUCGAUGGGAGUAACGUGGACGAGGACCUGGUGGAGCUGACGGAGGACGGGCGGCCGGUGUCCAUGCCCAAGCGUAGCGCCCCGCUGCUGGACUGCAGCUGCUGCGGACUGCCCAAGCGCUACAUCAUCGCCAUGCUCAGCGGCCUCGGCUUCUGCAUCUCCUUCGGCAUCCGCUGCAACCUGGGCGUGGCCAUCGUGGAGAUGGUCAACAACAACACCGUCUACAUCAACGGCACAGCUGUCAUGCAGCCAGCACAGUUUAACUGGGACCCUGAGAUAGUGGGUCUGAUCCACGGAUCUUUCUUCUGGGGUUACAUCGUCACACAGAUCCCUGGUGGCUUCAUAGCCAACAAGCUGGCUGCCGACAGGGUGUUUGGGGCAGCCAUCGUCCUGACCUCCAUACUCAACAUGUUCAUCCCGUCCGCUGCCAGGGUGCAUUAUGGCUGCGUCAUGUUCGUCCGCAUCCUGCAGGGUUUGGUGGAGGGUGUCACUUACCCAGCAUGCCAUGGGUUGUGGGCCAAAUGGGCUCCCCCGUUGGAGAGAAGUCGUUUGGCCACCACGUCAUUCUGUGGGUCCUACGCGGGCGCAGUGAUUGCCAUGCCUCUGGCGGGAGUGCUGGUGCAGUACGUGGGGUGGCCCUCGGUGUUCUACAUAUACGGUGUCUUUGGGAUGCUGUGGUACAUCUUCUGGCUGCUGUUGGCCUACACCAGUCCAGCGAUCCACCCCACCAUCAGUGAAGAGGAGAAGCUAUUCAUCGAGACCAGCAUCGGGAACAAUAUGCCCAGUACCACUCAGAAGUUCAAGACUCCCUGGCGCAGGUUCUUCACUUCCAUGCCCGUGUACGCCAUCAUCGUGGCCAACUUCUGCCGCAGCUGGACCUUCUACCUGCUGCUCAUCAGCCAGCCGGCCUACUUCGAGGAGGUCUUCGGCUUCCCCAUCAGCAAGGUGGGGCUUCUCUCAGCGGUGCCCCACAUGGUGAUGACCAUCGUGGUGCCCAUUGGAGGUCAGCUGGCAGACUUCCUCCGCACCCAUAAGAUCCUGUCCACAACCGCCGUCCGUAAGAUCAUGAACUGUGGAGGCUUUGGGAUGGAAGCCACCCUGCUGCUGGUGGUGGGCUUCUCCCACACGCGAGGAGUGGCCAUCUCCUUCCUGGUGCUGGCCGUGGGGUUCAGUGGGUUCGCCAUCUCAGGCUUUAAUGUGAAUCACUUGGACAUUGCCCCUCGCUACGCCAGUAUCCUCAUGGGCAUCUCAAAUGGUGUGGGCACCUUGUCAGGAAUGGUGUGUCCACUCAUUGUAGGAGCGCUGACCAAGAACAAGACGCGUCUGGAGUGGCAGAACGUGUUUGUCAUCGCGUCCAUGGUGCACUACACCGGCGUCAUCUUCUACGCCAUCUUCGCCUCGGGGGAGAAGCAGGAGUGGGCCGACCCCGAGAGCACCAGCGAGGACAAGUGCGGCAUCCUCGGCGAGGACGAGCUCGCCGACGACGGCGAAACAGAUUGCGAAAGCUCCCUGGCGGCCUCGGCCAGGAAGAAGACCUACGGUGCCGUGACGACGGACCACGAGUCGGGACGUAAGCAAGGCUGGAAGAAGAAACGAGGGGUGACCACGCAGGAAGAGGAGGAGGAGGACGAGGAGGACGAGGAGGGCCAGUACCACUACGAGAACGGGAACUUUCAGGAACAAUAUCAGUGA
Messenger RNA from Sardina pilchardus (European sardine), 1802 nucleotides. RefSeq names its product solute carrier family 17 member 8 (gene slc17a8). Gene Ontology annotation, molecular function: L-glutamate transmembrane transporter activity; neurotransmitter transmembrane transporter activity. The transcript is spliced from 12 exons. Gene Ontology annotation, cellular component: synaptic vesicle membrane; excitatory synapse. NCBI's taxonomy places the organism in Eukaryota, Metazoa, Chordata, Actinopteri, Clupeiformes, Clupeidae. Bases 6 to 1802 code for a protein of 598 amino acids. The record is from RefSeq and is a predicted model, not a curated record. Gene Ontology annotation, biological process: monoatomic anion transport; regulation of synapse structure or activity; transmembrane transport.